UUAGCCAAUCAAACCGCAUUAUAAGCGGGCCCCAAAUCUAUUCUAGCUUAGACUUAAGAGAGUCGAAACUUUGGUCACUUUUUAGGUGUUAAUACACUAUCCGCCUCCAGUACCCACGCUCCCUUCCGCCUCCCUUCCCGUACCGUCUGAGCCCCGUUCAUCGCGCCCGCCAAUUUUUUCCCUCCAAAAUUCCCACGAGGUGAUCGUAUCUGCCACUCUCAACUCUCCUGCUCUUUCUUCCACUUUAUAUAUAACCUCCACUUUCUUCUUCCUCAGAGACAAAACUUGUUACAAAAUCGAAACACAAUGGCAGUAAUCAGAGAACGAAGAUUCCCUAAGGGAAAUCUCACCCUCGACCUCUCCCGCCAGGAUUCAACGGCCGGCACUGAUUGCUGCCAGCGCUUCAGUUUGCCGCAACUGGCGGCGUUGCCGACUGCCGCCGUUCCUUCCGGCGGCGAGCAUCGGCUAUCAGACUUCGAAAAGAUCAAGGUACUGGGUCAUGGAAAUGGAGGAACCGUUUACCAGGUCCGACACCGCCGCACCGGGUGCGUAUACGCUCUCAAAACGCUCACAGCCGAUGACUCUCUCCGGCGACGACAGAUCACACGUGAGGUUGAAAUUCUCCGCAGCACCGAUUCCCCCACCGUAAUUCAUUGCCACGGGGUAAUGCCCACCACCUCCGGCGACGCUGCCCUGCUCCUCGAGUUUAUGGACGCCGGAUCACUCGAAUCCCUCCUCGCCCGCCGUGGCGUCCCAUUCCCUGAAUCGGCCAUUGCUGGAAUCGCCCGCCAGGUCCUCCACGGUCUUUCGUAUCUUCAUUCUCAAAAGAUCGUCCACCGCGACAUUAAGCCCGGGAAUCUCCUCGUCAACACCGCAGGCGAGAUUAAGAUCGCCGACUUCGGGGUGAGCAAAAUCAUGCGCCGAUCUCUUGACCCCUGUGUCUCCUACGUCGGCACGAGCGCGUAUAUGAGCCCGGAGAGGUUCGAUCCUGAUUCGUAUGGUGGCCACUACGACGCCUAUGCGGCUGAUGUAUGGAGUCUGGGGCUCACCGUGCUGGAGCUCCAUCUUGGUCACUUUCCCCUGUUGCCGCCGGGGCAACGACCGGAUUGGGCGACUCUUAUGUGUGCAAUUUGCUUCGGCGAACCACCGGAGCUGCCAGAGACGGCUUCCAACGACUUCCGGGACUUUAUCGGCCGGUGCCUACAGAAGGAAUCGAGCAAGCGGUGGUCGGUGGCGCAGCUACUUGCGCACCCCUUCAUUGCUGGGUGGGACCACGGGGAGUCGGUUCUGGUCUUUCGAGAGAUAAUUUCGCCGGUACAGUCGCCGGCGGAGUCAUGAGCCGCCGCCGGCUAGAAGAAGCGGCUGAUUUUGUGAAUUUGUACAUAAAUGGCUUCUAAGUUCUAACGAAACUUCGCUGCCGUCUCGUCUUUAGGGUUUCUGUCAACCUUCCCCAAAAUUUUUCAUUGAUUAAGAUAUCUCAAAUUGAGAUUUUUUUUGUUUUUCUGUAUUGAGAAAGCUAAAUGGAACUGUCUCUUCACUCAAGUGAGACCAAAGAAAAGCUUCAAUUGUAAAUCUCGUUUUUUUAG
Dendrobium catenatum is the source of this 1586-nucleotide messenger RNA. RefSeq names its product mitogen-activated protein kinase kinase 9-like. Gene Ontology annotation, biological process: protein phosphorylation. Gene Ontology annotation, molecular function: ATP binding; protein serine/threonine kinase activity. The record is from RefSeq and is a predicted model, not a curated record. NCBI's taxonomy places the organism in Eukaryota, Viridiplantae, Streptophyta, Magnoliopsida, Asparagales, Orchidaceae. The transcript has a single exon. Bases 307 to 1338 code for a protein of 343 amino acids. Gene Ontology annotation, cellular component: cytoplasm.